CGCCAAUAGCGAGCACGCCUCCUGUCGUGCAAAGUAUUAAAGCUGCUCUCCUCCGACUUCCAGACACUGAACCCGUUUACCUCCUGUUGAUGACCCAGUGAAAAUCGUCAAAUGCCUACUCUGUGAUAUUUUCAGCUCUUAUGCUUCCACUCAUAAAGGCGCAAAUGGAUUUAAACUGCACGCUCUCGGAGUGCGAUGUGGCGGGCUUGGCCGCGCUGGCGCAGAGACUCUUUGGGAAUAACUCACUGUCCCCACUUGAUAACAGCUCCGUCGCUUCCAAUUCAGAUGAGGAAGACCUGGAAGUAAAUACGGACAUUUACUCUAAGGUUAUAGUCACUAUCAUCUACGUAGCUCUGUUCGCGGUGGGCUCUAUGGGGAACUCCAUCACCCUGUACACACUGCUGACCAAAAAGACCCUGCAGAACCUCCAGAGCACUGUGCACUACCACCUGGCCAGCCUCGCCGUGUCCGACCUGCUGAUCCUGGUCCUCUCAAUGCCCAUCGAGCUCUAUAACUUCAUAUGGUUCCACCACCCGUGGGUAUUCGGAGACGCAGUGUGCAGGGGCUACUACUUCCUCCGGGACAGCUGCUCUUACGCCACCGCGCUCAACAUCGCCAGCCUGAGCGUGGAGCGCUACAUGGCCAUCUGCCAUCCGUUCAAAGCCAAGAGCAUCAUGUCCCGCAGCCGCACCAAGAAGCUGAUCAGCGCCAUGUGGAUCGCAUCCUUCGCGCUCGCUUCACCGAUGCUCUUCACCAUGGGCCAAGUGAUGCUCAAAGGCGAGAAGAUAUGCACCGCUAUCGUCUCCCCGCUCACCAUGAAGUCUGUUCUGCAGGUGAAUGCCUUUCUGUCCUUUGUGGUUCCCAUGGUGGCCAUAUCUGUGCUGAACGGGGUCAUAGCCAAUCAGCUGCUGCGAAUGUUCCGCGAGGCAGAGCAAGAAAACCGCAUCUGCAUCAUUGGGGGAAAUCCCACCAUGCUGAAUGUCACGGUGGAGCCGAACCGUGCUCAGUCGCUUCGCCAUGGAGUUCUUGUACUCCGAGCGGUGGUCAUUGCUUUCGUGGUCUGCUGGCUGCCCUAUCACGCUCGCCGCCUCAUGUUUUGCUACGUCUCGGACUGGUCUGAUGACUUGUAUGACUUCUACCACUAUUUCUACAUGCUGACCAAUGUCCUGUUCUACGUCAGCUCAGCCAUCAAUCCCAUCCUCUACAACCUGGUGUCAGCCACCUACCGCCAGAUCUUCUUCUCCACCCUUCGCUACUUCUGCAUGCCCUGCCAACAUAGGUCCAGGGGGCACCCCCACCCCUUGAACCGCCACUCCAUUAGCAUCUCCAGCAACCACACCCUCUCCACCAACAUCAUCAAAGAGACAGCGUACUAAGUGUGGUGGAAUACACUUUGUCUGUACUAUAAACCCAUCAGCUGCUGUGUUUACUGGUCAGACUUUAAGGAAAUCUAGGACAGGGCUGGAGAUUGAACAGGGGCCACCAUUAUUGUUAUGUGGGGUCAAAUGCCCACUCUGAGACGUUGGUCAUUUCAGAAUUUGUACAUUUUGUUGUGAGGUGUUACAUCCUUAUUAAGAAUAACAUGAGUUUGUAUUGUAAAAGAAGAAUGAAAAAAGAAAGGAUGGUGGAUGUAAACAGAGUAAAUCCUUAACAUCAAACUGAUAAAUGGAUGUUUUGUACAAUGUUUCUAUAAGUACAUGUACAAAAAAUUCUCACUAGCUUGGUGCUUAACAGUAGAAAUGACUGUUCAGUGUCUUGAAGAAAGAAUUUUUAAAAUUAUCCUGAAAGUAAGAAUGGCCUCUGUCAAAAAUGCUACAAAAUUUCAGAUGUAAGCCUCUGUGUUAUUCAGAAUGGGCAUCUGUGGAUAAUCCUUGCUUUGAUGUUAGAAAAAAGGUGGAUGCAGAGAGUGGGUGUUUCUCAUCCUUGUGUCUGAGUUGCACUGACAGCUGAGUCGGAAGAAUCUCUUCCAUUUUCGUCCCUCUCUUCAUUUUAUCAGGAUUGUUUUUGAUCAGAAAUGUAGUAGUUAAGAGGGUAUGUCCAGAUUAUGCUAGUAUGAAGACAAUUUGGUAGGGUAUCUCUUAAAACUCUGAAAUAUGAAUGCCAUGGGAAUUCCAGGGAAAAACCUAAAAAACUGGUUUCAAAGCUACAGAAGUGGCUGCAAAUGACUAUUUGAAGGAUUCAUACAAAUCAGUAGUGACCUUGAGGAGUAAUUAACAUAUGGUACAAACUGUGCUAAUUUUGCCCGCUAUUUUAAGUUUCAUCUUGAGAUUCACUCAUAUUUAGUCAAGAUCAAUAUUUUUGAGUCAGUUUAAAGAAACUGAAUGAACAUUGUCUUGUCUUAAGAUGUUUUAGGUCAAAUUUCAAAGAGCUGGUAGUUUAAGAGGCUGCAUGGUGCCAUGCGAGCGGAGGCAAUCUACUAGACGGAUGACAAAAGUUUUUGUAAAUACAUUUCCUUUACACUCACACACAUUUAAAAAAAGAGGGCCUAGGUUGAAAAAUACAAUAAUCUCCCUUUAAGGGACAUUUGCAUCAGAAAAUAACAAGAAAAAGGAGAAGUUUAAAAAAAAAAAAAAGAAGCUUGUUCAACAAACCUGCAAUAAAUACUGCGAUUUUGUCA
This is a messenger RNA of Pleuronectes platessa (European plaice), 2617 nucleotides long. It is a transcript of the gene ntsr1, whose product is annotated as neurotensin receptor 1 (high affinity). Gene Ontology annotation, biological process: neuropeptide signaling pathway. NCBI's taxonomy places the organism in Eukaryota, Metazoa, Chordata, Actinopteri, Pleuronectiformes, Pleuronectidae. The transcript is spliced from 4 exons. The record is from RefSeq and is a predicted model, not a curated record. Gene Ontology annotation, cellular component: plasma membrane. Gene Ontology annotation, molecular function: G protein-coupled neurotensin receptor activity. Bases 141 to 1376 code for a protein of 411 amino acids.